AUCCAGAAUACACUUCCACCAAGUUAACUGGCCGGUUCAGCUUCUUCUGAGAGCUUCUGUAGAAGAUAUGAUUCUCCACUUGCCUCUGGAUCUCUACCUCUUACUCAUCACAGUUUCUUCCAACCUUGGCAUUGCAAUCAAAAAGGAAAAGAGACCUCCUCAGACCCUCUCAAGAGGAUGGGGAGAUGAUAUCACUUGGGUACAAACUUAUGAAGAAGGUCUCUUUCAUGCUCAAAAAAGUAACAAGCCACUGAUGGUUAUUCAUCACUUGGAGGAUUGUCAAUAUUGCCAAGCACUAAAAAAAGUAUUUGCCCAAAAUGAAGAAAUACAAGAAAUGGCUCAGAAUAAUUUCGUCAUGCUGAAUCUCAUGCAUGAGACUACUGAUAAGAAUUUAUCACCUGAUGGGAAGUAUGUGCCUAGAAUCAUGUUUGUGGACCCUUCUUUAACAGUUAGAGCUGACAUAACUGGAAGAUACUCUAAUAGGUUGUAUACAUAUGAGCCCCAAGAUUUACCAGUAUUGAUUGAAAACAUGAAGAAAGCACUAAGACUUAUGCAGGCAGAGUUAUAAGGGAUGACAGAAAAAUGCCUUUGCUUCUAAGAGGUCAAAUGUUUUGAAGUAAACCUCUGGCUUGUUGACAAAUACUAAAUAUGCAAGUUUAUAUAUUUUAUAACAUUAGUAUUUAGAUUUUUAAAUGUGUUUGUAAUAUUCUUAUGAAGAUAAAAUGAUAUUU
This is a messenger RNA of Otolemur garnettii (small-eared galago), 731 nucleotides long. RefSeq names its product anterior gradient 3, protein disulphide isomerase family member (gene AGR3). Gene Ontology annotation, molecular function: dystroglycan binding. The record is from RefSeq and is a predicted model, not a curated record. Bases 68 to 568 code for a protein of 166 amino acids. Lineage: Eukaryota; Metazoa; Chordata; Mammalia; Primates; Galagidae. The transcript is spliced from 8 exons. Gene Ontology annotation, cellular component: endoplasmic reticulum.